Molecule: messenger RNA, 571 nt
Organism: Lutzomyia longipalpis
Lineage: Eukaryota; Metazoa; Arthropoda; Insecta; Diptera; Psychodidae
Gene: SmD1
Product: probable small nuclear ribonucleoprotein Sm D1
Exons: 2
Coding region: 111-485 (124 amino acids)
Biological process (GO): spliceosomal snRNP assembly; RNA processing
Cellular component (GO): pICln-Sm protein complex; U12-type spliceosomal complex; U1 snRNP
Molecular function (GO): RNA binding
Source: RefSeq, a predicted model, not a curated record
UGUUGACAAGUUUCUGCCGGGAUUGUUUUUGCCUGUUUCCUUUUGCAAAACACUAAAAAACGUUUUGUUCGGCAUUUUCUUGGCUAAAAAGUGGAAAUAAGUAGCAAAAAAUGAAGCUAGUGAGAUUUCUCAUGAAAUUAAGUCACGAAACAGUGACAAUUGAGCUGAAGAAUGGCACACAGGUACACGGAACAAUCACGGGAGUUGAUGUAGCCAUGAAUACCCACCUGAAGGCGGUGAAGAUGACAAUAAAAAAUCGCGAUCCGGUGCAGUUGGACUCCCUCAGUAUACGGGGUAACAAUAUUCGGUACUACAUCCUUCCGGACAGUCUACCCCUGGAGACACUCCUCAUUGACGACACCCCCAAGUCGAAGGCAAAGAAGAAGGAGGCUGCACGUGGGGGGACGCGCGGUAGGGGCCGUGGUGCUCGCGGAGGGCGCGGCGGGCCGCGUGGACGAGGCGGAAGGGGUCGUGGGCGGCGAUAAAUCACAACUUUCCAGCAUUUACACACUUCUUUCGCGUCUGUAUUGUAAGGAUUUCUUUUCUCUAUAUAAAUUACAAAAUCAUCUCA